Didymodactylos carnosus is the source of this 2233-nucleotide messenger RNA. NCBI's taxonomy places the organism in Eukaryota, Metazoa, Rotifera, Eurotatoria, Philodinida, Philodinidae. The record is from the annotation of a GenBank genome assembly.
AUGUUGUAUAGUAUCCAAAUUGUUCUAACUGUUAUGCUCGCAUGUGAACCAACAUUAUAUUACGCAUCUGAAACAACAGCACUUGGGAGACAAGUGAAGCUACCAGGCUACAUCAUAUUUCGUUGUGUAUUACGUACGAUUGCUUGGCUUUACUCAUUAGUUAUACUUCGAGUGGAGCGAACAAAAACAUUGCCAACGAUUCAAUCAAGAGGACAUGGUUUAAUCAUACUGACUUACUGGUGUCUAAGCUUUUUGAUCGAAGCAUUAGCAUUUGUUUCAUAUCGCAGUCCAUUGUGGUAUUUUACAUUGACAUCCGAAAUUGAUCGUGUUCGAUUGGGUUAUUGGAUAUUUCGAUUUAUAGCAACAAUUUUUAUAUUUUUUAUCGGUUUAAAAGGUCCUGGUGUACCCCGUCGUCGUUAUGCUGCCUCAUUAAAUCGAACCGAUUCUCAAAUUGAAGAAGCUCGAGCAAAUGAAAAUGUCUGGAGUAAAUUUUUUCGACAUUUUAAAACAUUAGUUCCCUAUAUUUGGCCAAAAGGAAAUUAUGGUUUACAAUUGAAUAUUUUUAUUUGUCUGGUAAUACUGAUUGCUGGAAGAAUAUUGAGUUUGGAAGUACCACGAUAUACAAAAUUAAUAACUGAUGAAUUGAUUAAUUCGGGCGCCGAUAAUAAUUCAGUAACCGAUACAUUUUUAAAUCUUGGACAAGUAUUUCGAACACCACAAACAUGGCCAUGGAAAUUGGUUACAAUACUGAUGGUUUUGAGAUUUUUACAGGGUGCUGGUUUAUUUGGUAGUGGAGCAUUGGGAAUAUUACGUACACUUUUAUGGGUAAAAGUUGAACAAUACACAACUCGUACAUUAAAAUUACGUGUAUUUUCUCAUUUACAUAAUUUAUCGUUAAAAUGGCAUUUAUCACGUAAAACUGGUGAAGUUUUAAGAAUAGUUGAUCGUGGAACAGAUAGUGUUGAUUCAUUAUUAAAUUAUAUUCUAUUCAAUAUUGUACCAACCAUUGCUGAUAUUAUUAUUGCUAUUGCAUAUUUUAUUAUUGCAUUCAACAUAUGGUUUGGAAUUAUUGUAUUUGCUACUAUGCUAUUAUAUUUAAUUUUAACUAUUUUGAUUACAGAAUGGCGUACAAAAUAUAAACGUGAAAUGAAUAAAUUAGAUAAUGAAAUGGGUGCGACAGCUGUUGAUUCAUUGUUAAACUUUGAAACAGUUAAAUAUUACGGGGCUGAACCGUAUGAAGUUAAUCAAUAUCAAAUAGCUAUAACAAAAUUUCAAUAUGCAGAAUAUAUUACUCAAGUAACAUUACAAAUAUUAAAUAUUGUGCAAACAAUUCUUAUUAGUAUUGGAUUAACUGCUGGAAGUUUAUAUGCAGCAUGGUUAGUAGGUGAAAAACAUGAAUUAACUGUUGGAGAUUAUGUUCUUUUUGGUACCUAUAUUACACAACUUUAUGUACCCUUAAAUUGGUUUGGUACCUAUUAUCGUUUGAUACAACAAGCAUUUAUUGACAUGGAAAAUAUGUUAGAUAUAUUGGAUAUUCAACCAGAUGUACAAGAUCGUCCGUUUGCUAAAGAUAUACAGAUUACCAAUGGAAUGAUUGAAUUUGAAAAUGUUUCAUUUCAUUAUCAACCAGAACGACCAAUAUUACAAAAUAUUUCGUUUUCAGUUUUACCCGGUCAGACAUUAGCCAUUGUUGGACCAAGUGGAGCUGGUAAAAGUACAAUUGUGAGAUUAUUAUUUCGAUUUUAUGAUGUUAUAAAUGGUGUAAUUAAAGUUGACGGUACAAAUAUUUCAACUGUUACGCAAAAUUCCUUACGGCGAUCAAUUGGUGUUGUACCGCAAGAUACUGUAUUAUUUAAUAAAGAUAUUUUAUACAAUAUACGUUACGGAAGAGUUACAGCUGGUGAUCGUGAAGUUGAAAAUGCAGCUCGUCUAGCAGAAAUGCAUGAUCGUAUUUUAACGUUUCCUGAUGGUUAUAGAACUAUUGUUGGUGAAAGAGGUUUAAAGUUAUCGGGUGGCGAGAAACAACGUGUCUGCAUUGCAAGAACAGCAUUGAAAGCACCGGUUAUUGUACUAUUAGAUGAAGCAACAUCUGCAUUAGAUACACACACUGAACGACACAUACAGUCAGCAUUAAAAAGCGUCUGCGAAGGUAAAUACUAUUCGUAAUAUCCCCCUGGACAAAAUAAGUCGAACACACUCUUUUUAAAAUUAAUCCUCCAUACAAUGGAAGUUA